This is a messenger RNA of Biomphalaria glabrata, 3581 nucleotides long. Its product is annotated as set1/Ash2 histone methyltransferase complex subunit ASH2-like. Gene Ontology annotation, molecular function: protein binding; transcription cis-regulatory region binding. Gene Ontology annotation, cellular component: Set1C/COMPASS complex. The transcript has 17 exons. The coding region runs from base 1817 to 3427 and encodes 536 amino acids. NCBI's taxonomy places the organism in Eukaryota, Metazoa, Mollusca, Gastropoda, Planorbidae. The record is from RefSeq and is a predicted model, not a curated record.
GUCACUCUUAGACUUAGAGUACUUAGACACUAGAUUACUAUAGAAUAGAUUUUAUAGAUUAGUCUAGAACUCUAUCUAUAAUAAUUUAAUAUCUAGAGUCUAGAGUGAGUAAUUUAUUUAUUCUGGACAUUACUAUGAUUACUUGAAAAAGAAUCCUCCGAACAACUUGCUCGCUGUUUUUGUUGUCAUUACAUCUUUAAUCUUUAUUUUGAUAUUUAAUAUGAAACUUGACUAGUGCGCUGUAUUAUGUGCAUUUCCAUUUUCCAAUGAUUCUGACCCAGUUUCCUUCCAUUUAGCUGUCUUUUUAUGUAAGAAAAAAGGAUUUCAAAUUUCAAAAUUUCUAAGUCGGCUUUUAUUUUCCUAUGUUACCAGGAUGACUUUACCUCUUCCUAGGGUUAAGACUAUAUUUUUUGGUUGGCUAAGUCUAUGCUAAUGAACCAGCCAACAUUUAUUCUGUUUUUGGAGUCUAUUUAUUUGAUUCUGAAGCCAAAUAGGGCAGGUCACCUUGAAAGAAUGUCAGAUAACAGAGGAGCGAAAAUUUUAUACAGGCAAAAACCAAAAGGCAGGCGACCCAAAGGCAGACCCCGAAUGCCAUGAAUCAAUGAUGUGGAGGCAGAUCUGCCAUAGCUUGGGGUUAGGGCAUGGAGACGAAAGGCCCAGGAGAUAUCUGAAUGAAAGGAUGUGUUGAAGCAGGCCAGGGCCCUCCAUGGGCUGUAGCGCCACUGGGAUGGAUGGAUGGAAGCCAAGUUGUUUGAUUUCAUAAAAAAAAUAAUUUAUAGGGUGUUUGUAUUAAAUUAUGAUUUUCUUAGUGACAUUAAUGAUUAAUUAAUUUUAUAUUUUUAUAUCAUAUAAAUCAUAUAAUGAAUUAAUAUGCAUCCUAAAGAAAACAUAAAGAAACCAUAACCAAUGUAGAUCUAGAACAAAUACAAAAUAGAGCAGUCAUGAGCAGUGAGAUUUAUUGAUUUAUAACAAACAAACAUUCAAAUUUGAUUAGACAGUUAAACUUACAGCUUACAGUAAUGAGUAUGAGUAAAAUCACUAGAUUUCUAAACUUAGAGACACUUCAUAUUGAAAAAGUUUAAGACAGAACCCCCGCUAUUUUCCUGUUUUACCAAGCUAACCCUGCAGAACUCCCCAUUAUGUAACAGUCCCUUGAGGAACUGCGCAUGGAUUAUCGACAGGGACGUGGAAGCUCUCUUUUAACUCUGCAGUGUGCAAUAGGAAAGCUCUCGCAUUCCCUAAGACACCCCAACAGGAGUUUUGUUUUGCUAUUCAUUUAGCCUAAUCACUUCCUCAAGUGAUCAUUUCCACCAGAGUGCCACGUUAAGGCAGAAUAGCGUACCUGGGAUAAUCUAUGUCUGCAUUUAAACUAGCUAGUUUUUUUUGUUUACCAACCUUGGAUUUGGGCACCUUACUAAUUGAAAUAAAUAAUGCACUAAUGAGGAUUUUCAAUAUAACACAGCACACUGGAACCCAGUAUUAGCUUUUCCAAAAGCGUAAUACUCAGAGUGGGAUCAGUUAAGAGACUUAAAGAAAUAAUUGCGCCGAAAAAAAAAAAACAGACAAAAAAAUGAAGACAAUGUAUUAAUAUGCCAGAAAUGACUACGGAAGAAAAUGUAUUCUUUCUUGGACCAGUAUGUUUAAGAAAUAAUUACCUGAUUCAAGCAUCUUCAUAAUGUGGCAGAUGAAUUUUUUUGGCUAUUACAAUAAUUGUAUCCUUAGAUUGCUAUCAAUCUUGUGCUCCUAAUGACAUUGCCAAAAAUGAAUUAUGGCUGGAGUGAAAGAAAUUUCAACAGUUUGAUAAAAGCCUGCUCUUAUGAUGUCUGACAACGGAGUUGAGCUAGCAGCUGAAAGCUCAGGAUGUUAUUGUGGGGAAAAACGCAAGUUGGGAACCCCUGAGCUUCAAUGCAGCAUUUGUAGUACAUGGUUUCACAAUAGUUGUCUUAAUAUACAAACAGGAAAAUGUCUUCCAUUUAUGAUAAGUUACCAAUUCAAUUGUAAAAAAUGCAGUGGAAUUGGACAUGAAACAUUUCAAAAGAGACAAGCAACAUUUAUACAGAUUUGUCAAAUGACCCUGGCAAACUUGUUGCACAAUGCAAAAACAGAAGGAGUUUCAAAAACAAUUUUCUCCAAGGACAGAGAUAUAAUUCCAUUUAUUGAGAAACAUUGGGAGAGUUUAACCACCAUGCAACGCCGUGUCAAAGUUACCUGGCAUACUACUAUUUAUAAAACAAUGAUGAAGGAAACAGAUGUGUUUACAUACAAAGAAGAAGUUCCCGGAGACUCAUACUUUGGCCUUGUUAACCAGGAUCUCUCUAAAGUUGGACCAUGUUCUGAUGCUGCUAGGAUUAAUGCUCAACCUUCCACAAAUCUUAAAACACCUCUAAUGCCAUUAGAAACUGGACCAGGGAAACGAACCAGCAAAAGGAAAGCACCCAUUGACAGCCAGCAAACUACAGCCCUCAAACAAAAGAAAAGUACUAAAUCCUUCCGCAGCGAUUCCUCCACAUCUUUAAAGCUUCCUUCUCAUGGCUACCCUUUGGAACAUCCUUUUAACAAGGAUGGUUAUCGGUACAUCUUAGCAGAGACAGACCCCCAUGCUCCCAACAGACAAGCCUUUGACGAGAGUGUAGAAUGGGCUGGAAAACCAAUACCUGGCUACCUGUACAGGUGUAUGCUUGGAAGUGAAGUUUUAUUGGCAUUGCAUGAUAGAGCACCUCAAUUGAAAGUAUCAGAGGACCGCUAUUCUGUGACAGGAGACAAGGGCUACAGUAUGAUCCGAGCAUCCCAUGGUAUAAGUCAAGGAAGUUGGUAUUUUGAAGUGACUGUUGUGGAGAUGCCAAAUGACUCAGCUUCACGAAUUGGCUGGUCACUGUCCUUAGGAAACCUGCAAGCUCCAUGCGGCUAUGACAAGUUCAGCUACUCCUGGAGAUCUAGAAAAGGGACAGCUUUUCAUCAGUCUCGAGGACAUCAUUACCACGAUGGUGGCUACGGUGAAGGGGAUGUGUUGGGCUUCUAUAUAAGUCUACCUAAACCGGAUGACCCAGAGCUGGUGUUGCCUCAGACCUACAAAGACAGACCUCUAGUCAAGUUUAAAAGUCACCUUUACUUUGAAGAUAAGGAUAAUGUGAGUGAAACAGAGAAAACUCUUAAGCCAGCCAAAGGAAGUAAGAUGAUCAUGUACAAAAAUGGUCAAAGUGCUGGUGUGGCCUUCAGUGAUGUGUUUGAAGGACUUUAUUAUCCAGCUCUAUCUCUCUUCAAGAAUGCCUCUGUCACAGCUAAUUUUGGUCCAAAAUUCAAAUAUCCACCCAAAGGUCUAGACUACAAGGCAAUAUCUGAAGUUGCUGAACAAGCCCAUGUAGACUAUGCUCUGGCUGACAUUGUUUAUCAUGUGGAAAAUGAGAACAACAUACCAGAUUUUCUUUGAACUUCAUAAUGUGUUUGAAAGUCUUGCAGGACAUAACUUUUGAUGUAAACAAAAUUUAGUGUAGACAUAUUUUUUUUUGGAAAAGAAGAUUGAGAAAUAUUUUGUUUGUAACUGUCAUACUUGUUCUGAAAUAUCACCAGUGUUACUUUUUUUU